This is a messenger RNA of Polypterus senegalus (gray bichir), 3795 nucleotides long. It is a transcript of the gene ubfd1, whose product is annotated as ubiquitin family domain containing 1. Bases 221 to 1141 code for a protein of 306 amino acids. Lineage: Eukaryota; Metazoa; Chordata; Cladistia; Polypteriformes; Polypteridae. Gene Ontology annotation, molecular function: RNA binding; cadherin binding. The transcript has 7 exons. The record is from RefSeq and is a predicted model, not a curated record.
ACUAGAGGUCGGGGGCUUUAAGCUGGCACGCGCGUGCGCGCACAUGUACCAGACGCGAGCGCGAGAGUCUCGUCUGCACUAUACGGGAAACGCACUCCUCGUUCUUCUCUUGGAAAUUUCAAACAAAUGCCGGGUUUGUACGUAAGCCAGUUCGCGUCACUGUUUCUGGAAAGCACGUACGUUUCCCAGCAGGCACACCGCAAUAUUGUACACAAUCAUCAUGGCGUCUGAAGAUGGUGGGUACAGAGCGAGUGAGACUUUUCUCGUGGUGCAUAACAGAGCGAGGGACUUGCCGGGAAGCGAAGGUUUAAUGGAUGCCUCAGGCCUUGAGCAGAAGAAGCUUCUAAUAUGUGGAAAUGAGGGCGAUGGUGAAGUAAAUGAAGAAGUCACACAGACUGAUGUAGAAGGCCAAACCUUAAAAGAAUCUGUCAGCAAUGGGGGUGAAAGUGAUGAUGGAAAAGAAAUGGUUGAACUGAAAAUUAUAUGGAAUAAAAAUAAAUAUGAUCUUAAAAUGCCUAUUGAUGGCACAGGCGCCAAUUUAAAGGAGAGAAUUCACUCACUUACAGGGCUUCCACCUGCUAUGCAAAAAGUUAUGUAUAAGGGACUCCUCCCAGAAGACAAAACAUUGCGUGAUAUAAAAGUGACAAAUGGUGCAAAAAUCAUGGUAGUAGGAUCAACAAUCAAUGAUGUUUUAGCAGUAAAUACUCCUAAGGAGGUAAUUCAACAAGAAGUAAAAGCUGAGGAAACUAAGAAAGAACCCAUUUGUCGGCAAAAGCAACACAGAAAAGUGUUAGAUAAAGGAAAACCAGAUGAUAUAAUGCCAUCAAUUAAAGGAGGAAAAGAGCGUUUGCCAACAGUGCCUUUAUCUGGAAUGUACAAUAAAUCUGGUGGAAAAGUGAGGCUCACGUUUAAGUUGGAACAAGAUCAACUGUGGAUUGGAACCAAGGAAAGAACAGAAAAGGUUCCCAUGGGCUCCAUUAAAAAUGUAGUAAAUGAACCCAUUGAAGGACAUGAAGACUAUCAUAUGAUGGCAUUUCAACUUGGUCCAACAGAAGCCUCCUACUAUUGGGUUUAUUGGGUGCCUACACAAUAUGUUGAUGCAAUCAAAGACACAGUCCUUGGAAAAUGGCAGUAUUUUUGAGUGUGUCUCAUCCUCUGGCAGUGAAGAACUGGGUAUAGAAAAUAACCAAAGGACAUUACAAGGAGAGAAAAACACUGACUAUCUCACCUUCCUGGGAAUGAUAAUAGUGAAGUAAGAUGAUAGUUAAUGUAAAACAUUAAAAAGAAAGAAAUGCAGUUGCGAGCCAGAGGCAUUGCACUCUUGUUAUUUUAGGCUUACUUUUAAAAAUCAGGUUGUACCCCUUUCGUUGGGCCCACUUCAUUUCUUUUUUAGAACAAACCUGAAUAAUGCCAAUGAAAUAUUUUGUGAAUUAUACCUUAAGUGAAUUAAAACAUUAUUUGGGGAAAAAAAAACUUUUAAAGCUUCUGAAAUGUGGAACUACAACUUCAGGAAAAUAUGCAGCUUACCAACAUUAGCAUUUAGCAUCUGAUAAAAACUAAAAAAAAAAACAAAACAGGUUUUGCUCACAAUACAAAGACAUCUAAUUUUGAUAUUUUUUAAAUAGUACGUAUGUACUGUUAAUAAACUAAAACAUGUUUGUAAUCAUUAAGAAGUCCACAGUCUUCUAUGUAAGUUUGGUAAUGAUAGCAUAUUUUGGAGUUAGACUGCAAUUUUGACAAAAACUUAGACUCCUCAUUGUAACUCUCUGAAACCUAUGUAAGGACUUGGGGUAACUUGGGUAGUGUGAUUGCUGAUGCAUUUCAUCAAGAUACAUAAGGGAUCACAUUAUGAAUGGUUAUUUGCGUGAGCAUCUUCACAAGAAAAAUGUUAAUUUGAUAGGGCCUUCAAAAUCCUGAAGAUGAUGCUCAGGUAUAAUAUGCUACAUGUAACAGUAAGCCGUGAAAAUGUAAGUCAUUCUGUUGAUAAGUAACUGUCAAGUCACAGUGACUGUUGGAGCUGGGUGUCUCAUAAAGAUGGCUGGGGCUUACCUUGUAAUUUAAAGAGAACUGAAUUGUUCGGAAAUCUCUAGCAAAGGCGCAAGUUUUGUUUUAACAUUUUAAUAGAACUACAUUGUUUGAUGUGAAUGUUAAUAAUAUGCCCCCAGCAGCUACUAAUAACUUUAAAAAGACAGUUAAAUGACUGAAUUCCUUUUACUGCAAACAUUUUUGGGGAAAAAGGUGUUUUACCUAAGUUUACUGUAUCAAACAUAGUAUAUCAUAAUCACCAUACAUAUUUAGGUACUGCAUGUCACUAAAAUGAAGUAUCAGAUUUUGUGUGUUAUUAAAAGUUCCUGAUAAAUAUCCACAUUUUUUCUUGUUCUAGGCAGGUUAUAACAGGUUUUCAAUUAUGAUAUACAAUAGCAGUAACGUUUCACAUUUUGCAACAAAAUCUCUUACUUGUUUUUGCCUUAUUUUUAACUCUGUGUAGACAGUUUUUUUUUUUCACACAGUGUGUAAAAAUUUGAGAGAAAAAGUAUGAUUAAUAUUGCCAUCUCUCUGUUUUAAACAAAAUACUUUUACAUAAAGUAUCAGCUAAUGAGUAAUGUUUUUUAUCAAAAUGUUGAAAAUAUCCCUUGUUCCACUACUUUGUUAACAUUUCAAAAGCCUUGCUGUCCAUUGGUCUUCUGUAUGUUUGACCACUCUGUAAAAACUCUUAGUGUUGAUCAGAUACAGUUUAAAAAGACUUAAAUAUUACUACAAAUGUAUGUCUGAAUUUGAAAGGGUGGAAUAUUAAUUGCUGUGCAAUACACUAGUGUUUCUGAGCACUGGAUCUGCAAAAUGUCAGGUUCCUUUAAUGCUUAUGCAGAAGUAUUAGGGAAAUGAAGGUAAAUUAUGUUAUGGUAUAUUCCUUAUUUAAAAAUCCAUGCUAUAAAAAGGCUAAGACUAUAUAGUAGAUAUCUGUAAACUUAAUACCAAUGGUGUUUAUCAGGUUACAUAUUACUUCAUUAAUAGAAAAUUUGAAAAUUAGGAGUUGGCAUUUAUUAAAUCAACAUAUCUAGCAACUUUAGAGAAAUCAUAAUGUGUUCAUAAUCCUGAGCCAUUUCUCUGUUGUUAAAUUAUUGUUUUGUUUACAUGCCUUGUAAUGUAAUUACAUGCUAAUGGUGUGUCAUUUAAAGAUCAUCAGCCCCUUGACAGACUGAGGGUUAUAAGCUAUUAUAAAUUUUUCAGGAAGUAACAAGCGAUUGUUAUGAUCAUGCAAUGUCAUAGUUUCAUUAUUUAUAAAAAGGUGCAGAUUUAUUCUUUUUUUCAAUGAUCAGUUCUUCCACUGUAAGCCUCUUUGAUUAUUUCCUUUUGUCUCACUAGGCCAAAGAGUGACUUCUCAUUUGCCAUGUAUCUUAAAAGAGCUGCCAUACUAAUGGUGCAUUACUAUUUUCUUCUUUCUUCCAUGGGUGAGCUGAUAUGUCUAGAAAGCAAAAUAAUUUUUAGUUCUGAUUUCAUGAUUGUUGCACUUAUUUUGUAAUUUUCCUUAAGAAAAAUAUCUGCGUGAGUUCCAAAAACAGAGGUAUACAUUUUAUAUAUUGCUUUCUUAUAUCAUUGAAAUGAAUCCAUCUCAGAUUCUCAACAUACACUUCCAAAAUAUGCUGGAGAGCAUGUACACUGUUAAGGGUUCCUCAAGUAAUGGGCUUGUCUAAAUGAAGAAACCUCCACAAACAUGCAGUGUUGGAUAUUUUAGAAAUAACCACAUUGUUAACAUAAUCAUUUUUGUUCAAUAAAAGUAGCCCUGGAAAAUGGUCA